AUGCUGACGAUUCGAUCGCUCGCGGCGUCGGCUCUCGCCUGCGCUCUGCUGUCCGUGAGCCCGUCGCAGGUCGCUGCUGACUACACGGUCAAGGCCGACGCUGCCACGACCGUGCAGGGUUCUUGGGACGGGUGGGGCACCUCGCUUUGCUGGUGGGCCAAUGUCUUCGGAGAGCGCGCGGACAUCGCCGACGCCCUCUUCACGCUGAACGAGACGGUGACGCUGGACGGUGCGACGUCCGGCAUCCCCGGUUUGGGCUUCAACAUCGCGCGCUACAACAUCGGCGGCUCGAGCAGCAACGUCGUGGACGACAGCGGCACUGAAGUGGCGAUGAAGACCUCCGGGAACAUGCCUGCGUUCAAGUUCAUGGAGAGUUUCUGGCUCGACUGGAUGAGCAAGGACCCCACGUCCACGAGCUGGAACUGGAAGGCCGACGCCAAGCAGCGUGCCAUGCUAUCGCUCGCCAACCAGCGCGGCGCCAAUGUGCUGGAAGCGUUCUCCAACUCGCCGCCUUGGUGGAUGACCAACAACCGCGCGACGGCCGGUGGAGAUGACGGAAAGAAGGAUAACCUGCAGGACUGGAACCACGACGAGUUCGUGCUGUACCUGGCCACGGUGGUGAGCCGCGCCAAGUCGGACUGGGGCAUCAAGUUCACGUUCGUGGAGCCGUUCAACGAGCCGUCUGAGACCUGGUGGCAGUACCCGGGCAAGCAGGAGGGCUGCCACUUCUCGGUCGACACCCAGAACGCUAUUCUGCCGCUGUUGCGUAAGCAGCUCGAUGCCCUUGACCUGCAGGACGUGGCUAUCGCAACCUCGGACGAGAACUCCGCUACGGAGACACUUGCGACGCUCACCACCAUGUCGACCAACGCCGAUGUUAUGGGAGCCAUUGAGAAGGUGAACACACACGGUUACCAAGGACUUGAGGCGUACCGUGGCCCGGACCGCGGGCCUCUGAAGGACCUCGCCAACAAGCUCACCAAGAGCCUGUGGGACUCCGAGUACGGCGAGAGCGACGGGACGGGACUGACCAUGGCCGAGUCCAUCGGCCUCGACAUCAACGAGAUGGGCGUGGCGGGCUUCGUGUACUGGCAGGCGCUGGACAGCGGCGGCUGGGGCCUCAUCCAGUCCAACCCGGGCGACAACUGGAUCGGCACGCCCAACCCCAAGUACUACGUGCUGGCGCAGUACUCGCGCCACAUCCGCCCCUUCAUGAGCAUCCUCGCUUCGGACGACGCCAAGACGGUGCUGGGCUACGACUCGGAGAAGAAGCUGCUGGUGGUCGUGACGGUCAACACGGGCGACGCGCAGACGAUCACGUUCGACCUGGCGAGCUUCGCGACAGUGGCCGGACCGAUCAACGCCUGGACGACGGAGACGAGCGGCAAGGGGGCGAUCUACAAGGCCAGCACCGUCAAGCUCUCGGGCACCUCGUUCAGCGCCGCCUUCCCUGCGGCCUCGGUCAUGACGUUCGAGAUCGAGGGCGUCACGCUCGCUGCUUAG
Phytophthora sojae is the source of this 1503-nucleotide messenger RNA. RefSeq lists its product as hypothetical. Lineage: Eukaryota; Oomycota; Peronosporomycetes; Peronosporales; Peronosporaceae. The transcript has a single exon. The record is from RefSeq and is a predicted model, not a curated record. Gene Ontology annotation, molecular function: hydrolase activity, hydrolyzing O-glycosyl compounds. Bases 1 to 1503 code for a protein of 500 amino acids.